This is a messenger RNA of Cicer arietinum (chickpea), 1173 nucleotides long. RefSeq lists its product as uncharacterized. NCBI's taxonomy places the organism in Eukaryota, Viridiplantae, Streptophyta, Magnoliopsida, Fabales, Fabaceae. The record is from RefSeq and is a predicted model, not a curated record. Gene Ontology annotation, molecular function: DNA helicase activity. Gene Ontology annotation, biological process: telomere maintenance; DNA repair.
GACGCGUGUUAUGCCCUUGGUUUACUAGAGGAUGAUAAAGAAUUUGAUGAUUGUAUUAAAGAAGCAACGGCAUGGGGUACUGGAAUUCAACUACGCCAGCUCUUCUCAACAAUUUUACUGAAUUGUACUGUUAUUAAUCCAGGUUUGCUUUGGGAAUCUAAUUGGAAGUUACUUUCUGAAGAUAUUUUAUACAGGCAACGCCGACUACUAAACUUCCCCGACCUCCAUUUGUCAGAUGACCAAUUAAAAAACUAUGCGCUUUCCGAGAUACAAAAACAUCUUAGAAAGGUUGGCAAGUCUUUGGAAGAUUACAAAGGAAUGGCCAUUCCCAAUAGCAAUGUAAUUGAGGAACUGAACAACCGACUUAUUACGGAGGAGCUAAAUUAUGAUAUGUUAAAAAUGCAUGAAGAAUACUCUCAGUUGCUACACGGUCUUAAUUCAGAUCAAAAGGCAAUUCAUGAUUUUGUGCUUCAAUCAAUUACCUUGAACUUUGGAAAGUUAUUCUUUGUGUAUGGUUCUGGUGGAACGGGAAAAACUUACCUUUGGCGAACACUACUUGCAAAAUUAAGAUCGGAAGGUAAGAUUGCUCUAGCUGUUGCAACUUCUGGCAUUGCUGCUCUAUUACUACCGGGUGGCCGAACUGCACAUUCUAGAUUUCAAUUACCUUUGAAUCCAAAUGAGGCUUCAACAUGUUCAAUCAAUAAAGGCACACAUCUUGCUGAAUUAAUUAUGCAAACAUCUUUAAUUAUUUGGGAUGAGGCACCCAUGGCCAACAAAUAUUGCUUUGAGGCAGUAGAUCGAUCACUUCGUGAUAUUAUGAAAGGAAUCAAAGAAGACUACGGUUUGAAACCAUUUGGUGGAAUAACUACUGUAUUGGGUGGUGACUUUCGUCAGAUUUUACCUGUAGUUCGAAAAGGUGAUAGGCAUGAUAUGAUCCAAGCUUGCAUAAAAAAUUCAUAUCUUUGGAAUUCAUGUGAGGUUCAUUUGCUACGUCAAAAUAUGCGUCUACAAUCAAAUUGGUUGGACUCAAUCUCAAAAGAUGCAAUGCAAAACUUCGCAGAUUGGAUACUUGACGCAUGUGAUGGAAAACAAUGCUCAGAUAUCGGAGAAUCAUGGAUAUCAAUAGAACAAAACUGGAUGCUCCCAAAAUCACAUGAUGAUUUUCAAUCUAUA